Molecule: messenger RNA, 1263 nt
Organism: Rotaria sp. Silwood2
Lineage: Eukaryota; Metazoa; Rotifera; Eurotatoria; Philodinida; Philodinidae
Source: the annotation of a GenBank genome assembly
AUGGCUUCAGUGCAGGAUACAUAUGAAAUGGAAAAGAGAACAGACGAAGCUCUAGCCUUGAUCGAGCGUGUCACCAAUGAAGUCGUUGAACAUGAUGAUUGCUCAAGUGUGGAUGUAUUUGAACAAUGCGAAAGAGAACUUCUUGCCAAUGCUGAAUCUUUCGGUUUAGAAAACGAUGAACAAACACGUCGUUUUGCAAAUUUUAUUUCUAUCUCAACCAAUUUUGCAUCGAGUACUUUCACAAAACGAAUUCAAAAAGUGCCCACUCUCAUCAAAAGUAUUCAAAUACUACUCGGUGAAAUGCGUCGUGAAAUCAAAGAAUUCAAUCAAGUAGCUGAUCAGUUCGAAACAUUAGUCAAGUUCUUCUGUGACCUUGUCGAUGAUACCAAAAUGAAUACUAGUUUAGUUUUGCCGAAAAUGUUAGCUGCUAGUGAUCAUAUUCAUAUUCUAGCUGAUGUGCUCGAAUCCAAUGAUACUAACCGACCACUCAGUGAUGAUGAUAAACAAGAUGCUUAUCUAGCUCUCACUGCUCUGGCUACUGGUGUCAAAAAAAUGCUCGAGUUCGCAAAUGUUACAAAGAAUCAAAGCAAAGAAUUGAGAAAUCGUAUAGAAACUCUCAAAAGAAAUGUAAAAGAGCGGCGUGAAGUAGCAAAUAGCCGUAUCAGUUUAGCUGAUACAUUUCGUUUUCUUGCUCCUGUCGGUACAGGAACAGCGGCUGCUAGUACACUUUGUACAAUGAUUGCAUCUGCUGAGUUCGGUGGUGCUGGUGCUCUUGUCAUUGCUGGAGCUGUAUUGAAUCCAGUAAGUGCUGUUGUUCUUGCUACUCUAAUUGGUGGUGGAGCUGUGCUCGGUAUUGCAUCACUCGUACAUUAUUUUUGGACAAAACAUCAAAAGAAAGCAAUUGGUUUUCUUGAUCAAAUCUGUAAACAAAUAAUUGAACUGCAAAGAACAAAUGCCUAUUUUUAUGAAUGUCUUAGUAACAAUGAAACAGAAGUGAACAAUUUGAUUGAACAACUUGAUCAAAUUCUUCAUUCAAUCACAAGCGAUAGUCAGCGCUUUCGAAAUCGUAAUGCAGUUGUUUGUCGACGAACUCUGGAAGCAAUUGGAAAAACCAUUGAAUCAAUUGAGAAUAUCAAAAAGAUUAAUAUUUCGAACUGGCUUGAUACAGAAAAUUUGCCUCGUUUUCUCGAACGGUCGCUUUCUUUAUCAUUGACCGAAAAGGAUCAUCGAAUGUUAUGUUCUAGUAAUAUCGAAAGAAAGUGA